CGCUCCAAUCACCGCAACCAUGAAGAUCGUUUUCACCGCCGUAUUCGCUCUCUUUGCCACCGUCAUGGCCGCUCCCUCCGUCGAGAACGUUGGCGCAGCCGAGAGUCUCGUUGAGAAACGCUGCCUCGGGGCAGGUGCGGAGACCAGCAACUUCAACGACUGCUGCAGUGGGCAGGGAUAUGCGGACCGAGGCUGCGCGUGCACUAGGUGCUUGUGA
Messenger RNA from Paraphaeosphaeria sporulosa, 217 nucleotides. RefSeq lists its product as uncharacterized. The coding region runs from base 20 to 217 and encodes 65 amino acids. Lineage: Eukaryota; Fungi; Ascomycota; Dothideomycetes; Pleosporales; Didymosphaeriaceae. The record is from RefSeq and is a predicted model, not a curated record. The transcript has 3 exons.